This is a messenger RNA of Humulus lupulus (European hop), 1032 nucleotides long. RefSeq lists its product as uncharacterized. Bases 1 to 1032 code for a protein of 343 amino acids. The transcript has a single exon. NCBI's taxonomy places the organism in Eukaryota, Viridiplantae, Streptophyta, Magnoliopsida, Rosales, Cannabaceae. The record is from RefSeq and is a predicted model, not a curated record.
AUGACCAACUAUGUGAAGUUUUUGAAGGAUAUUUUAACCAAGAAGAGGAGACUUGGAGAAUUUGAAACGGUGGCUUUGACUGAAGGUUGUAGUGCUAUAUUAAAGAAUAAAAUUCCUCCUAAAUUGAAAGAUCUGGGUAGUUUUACAAUUCCUUGUUCUAUUGGUGGUAGAGAUGUUGGUAGGGCACUUUGUGACAUGGGGGUUAGUAUUAAUUUGAUGCCCAUGUCGAUUUUCAAGAAGUUGGGAAUUAAAGAAGCAAGGCCAACCACUGUCACUUUGCAAUUAGCAGAUCGAUCUAUGGCACACCCAGAAGGCAAGAUUGAAGAUGUACUUGUGCAAGUUGAUAAACUCAUUUUUCUGGCGGAUUUCAUUAUUCUUGAUUAUGAAGUGGAUAGAUAUGUUACAAUAAUUUUGGGAAGACCAUUUCUUGCCACCGGAAGGACUUUGAAUGACGUUAAAAAUGGAGAGCUUACUAUGAGAGUGAAUGACCAACAAGUGACCUUUAAUGUGUUCAAUUCUAUGAAGUUUCCGGAUGAGAUUGAGGAAGGCUCUUCUUUGAGUGUGAUUGAUACUAUUGUGGCUGAAAAAUUGCUAGAAGAAACUUGUAAAGAUGGAUUGGGAGUGAUUUCACUUGAAGAGCUAAAAGAAAUGAGUGAAGAGCAAGAAACCCAAGUUACAUGGGUAGAAUCCAAGCAGCCUUUUACUAAAGUUGGAAGGAAUUUUGAGUCCUUAGAGUUAUUGGAAAGAAAUUUCAAGCCUUCCAAGCCAUCUAUUCAAGAGCCACCAAAGUUGGAAUUGAAGCCUUUGCCAAGUCAUUUGAAGUAUGCUUAUUUGGGUUGUGAAGAGACUUUACUGGUGAUUAUUUCUACAUUGUUGGGGGUUGAAAAAGAGAAUAUGUUGCUUGAUGUGUUGAAGAAAUACAAGAAGGCUAUUGGUUGGACUAUGGCUGAUAUAAAGGGUAUAAGUCCAUCACUUUGUAUGCAUAAGAUUUUGCUGGAGGAUACCUGUAGCAAUUAUGUUGAACAAAAAUGA